CCAAAAUUACAUGAACGGUGCGAAACCCUCCCUUUUCUAGCCCUAGUUUUGUGCUGCCUUUUUUUUUUUUUUUUUGUGGAAGAGAAAGCAAAUUAAAAUUAAAGUUGAAAGAUGGAGGAGUAUGAAGGCAAUGGAGAAGAUAAUAAUAAUAAUAUAGACAAUAAUGUCUCUUCUCCUUAUAGUGAUUCCAAGUCUCAGCAUACUUCUCGUGACCCCGAGAAAGAAAGGGGCUCAUCAAGAAGCAGGGAGAAGGAGAGAGAGAGAGGACGUGAUAAAGACCGGGACAGGAAUAGAGAUAGAGACAGAGGUAAGGAAAGGGACAAAGAUAGGGAUAGGGACAGAGAGAAGGAGAAGGACCGUGAUCGUCAUCACAGAGAUCGUCAUAGGGAUCGGAGUGAUAGGAGGGAGAGGGAGAGGACCAGAGAUCGGGAUGAAGAUGAUCUUCAUCGAACGCGGGAUUACGAUAGGCGAAGAGACAAUGACAAAGAUAGAGAGGACCGCCAGAGACACAAGCCUAGCUCUAGGGGUAGAUCAAGGUCUCGAUCACCAUCUAAGAGCAAAAGGAUCAGUGGUUUUGAUAUGGCACCUCCUACCAGUGCAUUGUUACCUGGCGCUACUGAUGUUACAGCUUAUAUUACAAGGAAGAACGAUACAGGUCAAGUUCCUGGUGCUAAUCCAUCAAUUCCUGGAAUGUUUUCUAACAUGUUCCCUCUAGCAGCAGGCCAGUUUGGAGCUCUCCCUAUCAUGCCAGUCCAGGCAAUGACACAGCAGGCUACCAGACAUGCUCGGCGUGUUUAUGUUGGUGGACUUCCGCCUACUGCAAAUGAACAGUCUGUUGCUACCUUCUUUAGUCAUGUCAUGUAUGCAAUUGGAGGAAACACUGCUGGUCCAGGGGAUGCGGUUGUCAACGUUUAUAUAAAUCAUGAGAAGAAGUUUGCGUUUGUUGAAAUGAGAUCUGUUGAGGAAGCAAGUAACGCUAUGGCUCUGGAUGGUGUCAUUUUUGAGGGCGGACCAGUUAAGGUUAGAAGACCCAGUGAUUACAAUCCUUCCUUGGCAGCUACUCUUGGUCCUAGCCAACCGAGCCCCAAUCUCAACCUGGCAGCAGUUGGAUUAACACCAGGUUCUUCUGGAGGGCUUGAAGGUCCUGACCGUAUAUUUGUUGGUGGUCUACCCUACUAUUUUACAGAAUCACAAAUCAGGGAACUUUUAGAGUCUUUUGGUCAACUUCGAGGAUUUGAUCUGGUCAAAGAUAGAGAAACUGGGAACUCAAAAGGCUAUGCUUUUUGUGUGUACCAGGAUGUGUCUGUUACUGAUAUAGCUUGUGCAGCUCUUAAUGGGAUUAAGAUGGGAGAUAAAACUCUUACUGUUAGGCGGGCUAACCAGGGAACUAACCAACCAAACCCUGAGCAAGAGAGUGUAUUGUUGCAUGCACAACAGCAGAUAGCUUUGCAGAGAUUCAUGUUACAACCUGGUGCAUUAGCUACGAAGGUCUUGUGCUUAACACAAGUGGUUAGUGUAGAUGAGCUCAAUGAUGAUGAUGACUAUCAAGAUAUUUUGGAAGAUAUGAGAGUUGAAUGUGGUAAAUUUGGAUCUCUCCUGAAUGUCGUCAUUCCACGCCCAAAUCCUAGUGGUGAGCCUACACCUGGACUCGGGAAGGUAUUUCUGGAGUAUGCAGAUGUUGAAAGUUCCAGCAGAGCUCGGCAAGGGCUGAAUGGAAGAAAAUUUGGUGGUAACGAAGUUAUUGCCGUCUUCUACCCAGAGAACAAGUUCUCUGAGGGAGAGUACGAGGCUUAGCUGUACCACUAAUAUUUAUGACAUAAUCUUUAGAUUACUACAAGGAGAUAUUUGCAUGGCUUGUAGGAAUUAUCUCCUUUUGGGAGGAGGGGGAGCUUAAACAGUUCCCUUGUUUUCUCUUAAUUUUUUCUUCUUUUUUCAUUUUUUUUGGGAGCAGAUUUUUUUUUUUCCCCAGGAUUUUAAAGUAAUAUUGUGGCUAAAGAUGGUGCAAAAUGUUUAACGGGAAUGAUUGUCGGCUUGUUUGUAUGCUUUUUUAUAGUUAUGGCUAGUACCCAGGUCUUCGUGUC
This is a messenger RNA of Capsicum annuum, 2081 nucleotides long. Its product is annotated as splicing factor U2af large subunit A. The transcript is spliced from 14 exons. Gene Ontology annotation, molecular function: pre-mRNA 3'-splice site binding; poly-pyrimidine tract binding. Gene Ontology annotation, cellular component: commitment complex; U2AF complex; nucleus. The record is from RefSeq and is a predicted model, not a curated record. Bases 112 to 1794 code for a protein of 560 amino acids. NCBI's taxonomy places the organism in Eukaryota, Viridiplantae, Streptophyta, Magnoliopsida, Solanales, Solanaceae. Gene Ontology annotation, biological process: mRNA processing.